This is a messenger RNA of Argiope bruennichi, 2811 nucleotides long. RefSeq lists its product as uncharacterized. NCBI's taxonomy places the organism in Eukaryota, Metazoa, Arthropoda, Arachnida, Araneae, Araneidae. Gene Ontology annotation, biological process: DNA integration. Gene Ontology annotation, molecular function: nucleic acid binding. The record is from RefSeq and is a predicted model, not a curated record. The transcript is spliced from 3 exons. Bases 1 to 2811 code for a protein of 936 amino acids.
AUGUGUAAUUUGAUGACAUCUGAUUUCGCCAAUGCACUUGGUUUAAAGAAAGAAAAAAUAAAUGUUCCAAUAUCGGGGAUUUCCGAUACUACUCUUAAUGUGAAAAGAAAAAGUACCUCCACUAUUUUGAACUCUGAUGGUUCUUUUACUGCGACACUAGAUUUCUUGGUCAUUCCGAAAAUCACAGAUCUAAUGCCAUCCACAUUUAUUGAUUUAGAAGGAAUAGAAAUUCCGCCUUACGUCCGAUUAGCAGAUCCGGAAUUCUUUUCCCCCAAAAAAGUGGAUAUAUUAAUAGGGGCAGAAAUAUUCUUAAGUAUCUUAAAAGAAAAUAGAUUUGAUAUAAAUAAUUCCUUAAUUUUGCAAGAAACUGUAUUUGGACAUAUACUAAGUGAAACAAUUCAAGGUAAACAGGAAUUACAGCAUUGUGGUUUAAUCUCUCAAAUAGAUAACUUAGAUAAUUUGUUAAAGAAAUUUUGGGAAGUUGAAAAUAUUUUAGAUACACCUACAUCUAAAAACAAAGAAGAAUUAGAAUGCGAAGAAAAUUUCGUGCAAACUUAUCGUAGGGAUGAGCAAGGUAAAUAUAUUGUUAACCUUCCUCUUAAGAAAAAUAUGCAAUUGGGCAAUUCCAUUCAAACUGCAAAACAAAGAUUAGAUAGUCUCUGGAAGCGAUUAAAUAAUGAUCCGAAUUUUUCUAAUCUUUAUUGUAAUUUUAUGAAAGAAUAUGAGCAACUGGGUCAUAUGCAAAAAUUAGAUAAUAGUGACAAUGUAAAAUAUGUCAUGCCUCAUCAUGGCGUUUACAAGGCUAAUAGUACUACAACAAAGUUACGUGUAGUUUUCGAUGCCUCAGCUGCAUCUACUUCAGGUGUAUCUUUGAAUAACUGUUUGCUAAAAGGAGGUGUUGUUCAGGAUGACUUGUUUUCAAUCUUAUUGAGAUUCCGAAAGCACAAGGUUGCAUUUACUGCUGAUGUCAAGAAAAUGUACAGACAGAUUUGGGUUAAUCCUGAGCAGUGUAAUUUUCAAUGCAUUCUUUGGAAAACCAGGAGUUCUGAGGAACCUUCAUUUUAUAAGCUUCUUACAGUUACAUACGGCACCAAAUCUGCUCCCUACUUAGCUACGAGAGUGCUAAACCAAUUAGCAAAAGAUGAGCAACACAAAUUUCCUUUAGCAUCUGCUGUAACCUUAAAAGAUUUUUAUGUUGAUGAUGUUCUCUCUGGUGCAGAUGACGUUUCUACUGCAAUAAAAUUACAGCAAGAAUUGAUUUCUCUUCUAAAAGCUGGUGGCAUGGAUUUGCACAAAUGGUGUGCAAACAAUGAAAUGCUUUUAGAAUCUGUUCCAUCUGAAGAUCAAGGUUAUCAGUUUGGUGAUUCUGAUAAAAAUACAAUUAAAACACUUGGCUUAAAAUGGAACCCAAAAGAAGACUGUUUUAGUUUCAAUGUCACUCCAUCAACUAGCAUUCCCACAAAGCGAACUGUUUUGACUGAUAUAGCUAAACUUUUUGACCCACUUGGUCUUCUAGGACCAGUGACAGUAAAGGCAAAGAUCUUCCUCCAGAGAUUGUGGCUACACAAAAUUGAAUGGGAUCAAGUGUUACCACAUCAGGAAAAGCACGAAUGGGAAAUAUUCAGAUAUUGUUUAGGGGAUAUUACAAAGAUGCAAAUUCCUCGUUGCAUUCUAACUGACUCCAUCAAGGAAGUUGAACUACAUGGUUUUGCUGACGCAUCGAAAGAUGCUUAUGGUGCAGUCAUCUAUCUUCGUUGUGUUACUAUAUUGAAUUAUGUGAAAGUUUCUCUACUAUGCAGCAAAUCUAAAGUUGCUCCAAUUAAGGUGAUGACAAUACCCCGUCUUGAGCUAUGUGCUGCUGAGCUUCUUGCUAAGCUCGCUUCUAAAACUGUGUCAUCUCUUAACCUGAAAAUAGAUAAAAUUUGCCUCUACUCAGAUUCGACUAUAGUGCUGGCCUGGAUUAUUACUUCAUCGCAUCUGCUUAAGGUGUUUGUCUCAAAUAGAAUUUCCCGCAUCCAAGAGCUGACGAAAGAAUUUUCCUGGCAUCAUGUAAAAACUUGUGAAAAUCCUGCUGAUAUUAUUUCACGUGGUAUGACUCCUCAUCAACUUAUGAACAAUCAUUUGUGGUGGAAUGGUCCACAGUUUCUUCAAGUUACUGUUGAACUUAGUGAUGAAAGUAACAUUCCUACUGAUGACGAAUAUUUUCAUGAACUGAAAGGAGAGACUACUAAGACUCUAACUUUAAGUGUGGAUGCUACAUUUUUAGAUUUACUUUUAUAUAUUGUUUCUGAUCUAACUUCUGAAGCAUUCAUUGCAUGCCUCAAAAGGUUCUUUUCAAGACGAGGUAAAUCGCAAUUUAUUUUUAGUGAUAAUGGUAAGAAUUUUGUAAGUGGUAAUUCUGAAUUAAAGAGAUUAGCUCUUAUGGUAACUAAACAUGAUGAAUAUUUAUCAAAUUUUUUAUCUGAAGAGGGCAUUCAAUGGAAAUUUCUUCCACCCAGAGCACCUAACUUUGGUGGCUUAUGGGAGGCAGGUGUCAAAUCCUUCAAAUACCAUCUCAAACGUGUUGUUGGAGUUUCAAAGUUAACAUAUGAGGAAUUUUUUACUAUUCUGCAUCAGAUCGAAGGAAUUUUGAAUUCCCGUCCUAUUACUCCUUUGUCUAGUGACAUGGACGAUCUGGAAAUUCUGACACCUGGACAUUUUCUCAUUGAUAACAAAGGGGGAAGGGACCAGGGCCGGCCAUCUUGGCUGUGUGGAGGAUGCUAUGCACCGGAGCCAAACGAUCGAGGAGGCCUCAACAUGAUGAAGAACUAA